Molecule: messenger RNA, 11573 nt
Organism: Anopheles moucheti
Lineage: Eukaryota; Metazoa; Arthropoda; Insecta; Diptera; Culicidae
Product: nucleolysin TIAR
Exons: 9
Coding region: 989-2212 (407 amino acids)
Molecular function (GO): RNA binding
Source: RefSeq, a predicted model, not a curated record
UGGAAAAUCUCUUUGCGCCUGUAUUUUCCAUUUGCCAUUUGUAUGUAUGUGUGUGCCAUGUGUAUGUAUGAAUGGUUGUUGUUGGAGAAAUGUCUCCCCAUUUUCUUGCGCAUUGAAACAUUUUGGGCUAAAUGUCAAAUUUGCCCAGUACCCCUGCAGCAUCCCGUCAUCGGACAAAAAAGGACGAGAACAAAGGAGACAUAGAUUUGGUUGCUAGAUUAGACAAGGUUGGUGCUGCAAGUGUGUUAGUGACUAUUCGAGGCCGGUAAAACGAGUGCGUUCUAGUGGUGCGGUUGCUUAUUCGUGCAGAUUUUAUUUCAAUUUAGUAGUACAAUACACUUUACACAAAAGCACACUGUAUUUGCUGAGCCUAAAAACCUUGCUGUUGCUAAAUGUCCAAUUGAUCAUUGAUGCCGACGCGGUGCCGCAGCUAAACAAACAACAACAGGCGAAUAAAAACGAAACAAAGUUAUAACCCCCAACUCAACCAAUCACCAGAAAACAUCCUGCUAAAAAGCGUGCGUGCGUGAAAUCGAGAGGGAGAGAGAGAGAGAGAAAGAGAGAACCUAUAAACCCAGAGGACCACAACCAUAUUGCAUAGCAAGUAAAAGGACGAUAGUAGCUGUUUUAUAUUGACAUUUUACAAAGCAAAGAAGAAGAAGAGAACACUUAAUCGAGUGUUGGAAGUCAGAGAGUGGCAGAGAACGGGAAGGAACACCGCAGAGGAAAGAAGGCCCGAGUUCCAGGGCAUAUCUCGGACGUACACCGGUUGACCGUAACAGGCAGAGCCCCGUCAAACGCCGCUGCGCACAAAGCAGACACAACACGCCGACAGAGUGAAGCGGGCGGCGUGACAGGCAGCGUGAAGCAGCUCGGAGCUCAGAACAGACGGGCGACACACACACAGACACUUUUUGCCAAAUUUAUCCUGUGAAUCAAAGAACUGUCAGUGCUGGGGUACAGAUACGUGCAGCCUGCAGGCACCACCAUGCUGGCCAUGUCGACGCUGAUGAUGCCGGCACCAACGAUGGCGCUCGGUGCACCGCAGCUGGCGGUCGGGCCGCACCAGAAGCCACCGGAAGCGAAGCUGCUCGCAAUCCAUCCGGCACACACGCAAACGCAAACCACUCCUCAGCAUCAGCUGCAGGCGCAACAGCAGCAACAGCAGCAGCAGCAGGCGCAACAGCAGCAGCAACAACACCAGCAGCAACUUCAGCAGCUGUCUGCAAUAAAGCAAGAGCAUUACCACAUAUUCGUGGGUGAUUUGAGCCCGGAAAUUGAAACGCAAACACUGAAGGAAGCGUUCGCCCCGUUCGGAGACAUAUCUGAUUGUCGCGUUGUUAGGGAUCCUCAAACAUUAAAAUCGAAAGGAUACGGAUUUGUUUCGUUCGUAAAGAAAACGGAAGCGGAAAAUGCAAUUGCGGCUAUGAAUGGGCAAUGGCUUGGUUCGAGGAGUAUUCGAACAAAUUGGGCAACUAGGAAACCGCCGGCUAGCAAAAACGAAAUCAACGCAAAGCCGCUGACAUUUGAUGAAGUGUACAAUCAAAGUAGCCCGACCAACUGCACCGUCUACUGUGGUGGCAUCGGUGGCACUUUGGCUGGCGGUUUGAAUGAAGACAUUUUGCAGAAAACGUUCUCCCCGUUCGGUACCAUACAGGAAAUACGGGUGUUCAAGGACAAAGGCUACGCGUUCGUCAGAUUCUCGACCAAGGAGGCUGCCACGCAUGCGAUUGUUGCCGUGCACAACUCCGAGAUCAACUCGCAGACGGUCAAGUGUUCGUGGGGCAAGGAAAGUGGCGACCCGAACAAUGCACCCUCGUUGGCUAGCCAGGCCCUCAGCCAGACCGGGUUUCCGUUUAAUACCGCCUAUGGGCAGCAAGUAGCCGGCUACUGGUAUCCGCCGGCACCGGCAUACCCGGCCACACCGGCACCGGCAGCAACACCGCUACAGGGCCAAUUUCUGCAGGGCAUGCAGGGUUACACGUACGGUCAAUUUGCCGGCUAUCAGCAGGGUUACAUGGGCAUGGGUAUGCAGAUUCCCGGUGCCUGGCCUGCUGUACCAGCGCAGGCGCAGCUACCUACUGCGGCCCAGCAAAUUACGGCCCAGAGCGUUGGCGGUGCAUUGCCCCAAACAGCCGGGGUCGUCGCGUACCCGAUGCAACAGUUCCAGUUAGCUGAAGACGAAUGGUUAGCGCCAAGUCUUCUAGUGUAGCUUCCCUGAUGGCCAUCACUGUGCGGCUGUGUCUCACAGCAUAAUUAGAGUGCAGAGUAUUUGAAGAUUUUUGAAGAGAGAGAAAAAGAAAACCCUACCCCCCAAAAAAAAACACUCAAAUCAGCCUGUUCAUCUGACUAUGUAACACACCCGACAGACAGAAGCGCGAAUACGAUUCGGUGGUACAAAAAGCAAGCAAAAGAAACAAAACGCGAUGCAUCUACUACUGCACAAGCGUGCGGCCAUUCACCGCAUGGUUGUGAUGAACUAGCAAAAGGAAACGACGUGAGACCAGAACAACAAACAAACGAAAAAAGUAAAACAAAACCAAGUAAAAAAUGCAAAAAAAAAGAAAAAACAAAACAAAAUGAAACCAAAAAAAAAACAAGUAACUACUGAUAACUAUGACGAAGCAUGGUGCAGAAAUAGUUGAAGAACAGGCAAAUGUUGUGGUGUGGAGUUAUUUGCAGGCUACCCGGUCGGUAGCCCGGUCUGACAGCGUCAUCACUUAAUCCAAUCAUAUGUCAAUAAUAACUGUGGCACGCAAAGCCAGGACAACACAUUAGCAGGAAACGAUAACGAGGCAUGUGAAUGGAGGGAUGACGGCGCGGAGGGGCACAUACACGCAGAGAGCGAGGGCACUAAAAUUUUACUCCUGAUAUUUUUCAUGAUAGAUAGUACUCAUUAAAUGGAAAACCGAACAACACUGUACGCCUCUCUGCACACCCCCGACACGUGUAGGGGGCGAGUGCGGUGUGAAAUGGCAUUUACAUGGCGAAACUGAUUUUUACAGCCAGCAAGUGCAACACAGAACCCAAACGGUGAAGAGUGAAAAAGUGGAAACCCGAUCAAAAUAAGCGUUCCGUAUAGCUCGCAUUCAGAAGUUACACCACCACGUGUGUGCGUGUGGCACCACGGAACGGUCUCUUGAUCGUCAGGUGUUCACCCCGGGAAGGCAACGUGCAGGCACACAUGAAGCAGUAGAGUAAAUUGAGCGAGAACCGCGCCUGCUGUACAGAGCAGCGUGGCAGGGUGUAGUAGAACAACGCACGUUGUGAAAACAAAAAUGAUUCGUCCAACACAAACGCUAAACUGACCGGUGUAAAGACAUGACCAUUGAUGAAAAAAAAAAACAGAAGCUAAGAAGAUUAUUGCAAACGGGCUGCUGAUAACCCGGCUGACGUUUUGAUCUAACGAUGACUUUGGUAGAUUUCGGUUUCAGGCAGGUUGUAAAUCGGUUUACUUCUUCUUUUACAGUUGUAGAUAUUAAUUUAUUGACUUGUCUUUUUUUUAAAGAUAUUUGUAGUGCUCAGGAAAACAUGUAGCUUUCUUUUUUGUCGCGAUAUGAGAAGAAAAUAGUUUCUCACUGCAAUGAUAUCCACUCGGUGCAGGCGCAGGAAGUUUAUGCAAGACUGAGGAAUAAGGAAGCGCAUAUGCGAAAAAGAUAUUUCACAAGCAACCUCCAUCUCCAUCUAUCUGACAGUUGCACAAUAUCAAUUCAAUCUAACAAGAAGGAAAGGAACUUCCAUUGCAGUUCAAAGCACAAAAAAACCCAGGAAUGUCUAAAACUGGAGCUCAGAGUACAUAGAUGUUAAAUUUGAUUGUGUAUUUAUUGUGCUGUAUUAUUUUUAACUUUCUGUGAGGAUUUUCCCACGCAACUUAACUGCAAUAAGUAGUAAAAAUAUUGUGUUGUGAUUGCCUUUAAGAACCUCUAUUUAUAAAUCGUACUGUUUAGAUGUUUAUUAACUAUUCUUUAACUUUACCGUGUAUGAACACUGCUACUACUGAUGCUAACCUGCCAAUAGAGACGUUACAAUACUCAGUUGUACCGUAACUGCGAAACCGUUUCAUAUACAUUCAAAAACAAAAAAACAAAACUAUAUUUUUGCCAUACCGUUUAGUACUUUCCCUACGUUUUUAUCCCCCCUCUUAUUUACCGUGACAAGGUGUCAAUUUGGUUUUUUGGUUGUUGUUGUAUUGACAACACCUGUAGUUCCAUUUCCGAUUGCCGCAGAUGGACACUACCGUGAAACAAAACGUAAUGGUAAUGGUAUGCGGGGAACGGUAUUAAAAAAAUUCCAAAACUGCUAUAUAUAUUUUUUAUUAUUUUACCAAUUUUUGCGAAUAUACAAUGUUUUAUAUGAAGAAAAAAUGAAGCAAGGAAGCGGAAAAGGAAACACAUUUGUUUAGACCAAAUAUUUUUAAAAUAAAUGAAAAAGAAAACAACAGUGUCAAUACAAUCAAAAUUGCAUAGAACAAAACGAAAAAGAAGAAGAAGAAAAUACAUUCAUUUGAAACCAUUGUGAUGAAAAAAAAAAACAACUGUAACACAACAAGAUAAACAUAACACAUUGAUUCACGCACAGAUGCAAACCAACAAAAAAAGGAAACAAUGGAUAACGGAAUCCAUAAAACUGGUAGAUGAUGUUUACUCAAAAAAGAAAAGAAAAACCAGAAUGAUAAAUUAUAUUGACGACUAAACAAAACAAUACAUAUAUAUAUAUAUGAAGGUAAAUAAAUAUAUAUAUAAUUAUAUAUAUAUUAUAUAUAGAGGAGUCUCACGCAGCUCCAGAAUUAAACAUACACUUAUACAUAUACACAAAAUAGAUAGGAGAUAUUUAAUUAACUGUGAACAAUUUACCAAACAACAACUGCAACAUAAACAGCAAAAACAAAACAAGCGGAACGGGGAAAAUAUAUUGAAUCGUAUUGGGAACUAGAGAACUACAACAGAAAAGAAAACAACAACAUAGAUAAAUAUGGAUGGUUUUGAUGGAACGCAAAAUAUAAGCAAAACAACAAAAACAUCUAUACCACGAACAGAACAGAUAUAGAGGUUACACAAGUAUAUUGCAAAAAAAAACAGGCCGUUUGAACUGUUCCAUUUUUUCUUAAGUACCCAAACCACAAAAACACAAAACACACACACAUACACACUAAAUCGAAGUAAAUUGCAAAACUCAUAAAAUAAAGUAAAGAGUUAGUGAAUAGUGUUUAAAAACAUAACAAUGGGAUUUAAACCUAGAAACAAAAAAAAAGCGUAAAGUUAAGCAAAACAUUAAAAGAACUAAACCGAAACUCAAUCAAAUCAAAGAAAACCACAACUAAUAUAACACACACACACUCGAUAGCAAAAACUGAACCCAAUCAAACAAAGAGCAAAUAAAGCAAAACAUUGAAGCAAUUAUUCAAAUAAACGUCAGCUAAUGCCAACGGUGAAGCAUUUAAUAAACGAAGAAGAAAACAAACAAACGAAUGUUUAAAAAAAGAAAUGUUGGUAAAUGGGAAGAAAGCUUCGAUAAGAGAUCGCAAAACAGCGCCAGGAGUCGAGAAGGAUCACGAUCAACUCAUCAUGUGGGUUGUCGUUGAGAGAGAGAAUACAAUUGAUCACCAUUUCUACCAUUCUAUGGAGCAAACCUGGAAGCCUGACAUCUUGUUCUGUCUCUCCAUCUCUCUCUCUCGUGCCCUUCCCCGAUGAACUAGACGAACGAAAGAGAAAACGAAAAACCCCGUCAAAUCGAUCAUGUGCGCCCUGGUUAAUGAGGGCGGUAAAAAGUAAAUAUGUCUGUACAUUGUAGAUGCACAUCAUUUUAAUGUAUUUCGUUUCGAAAGCAACCAGUUUAUGCUUUGUAACGUAAACCGUGUUUCAGUUGUUAGUGCGUUGCUUUGGACCAACUGCGUAACCAGUUGCGAUUAGAAUAUGAGUUGGGAAAAAACAGAUUUGAUUUGUUUGUAUGUGCGCCGGUAUGGUGAAGUAAACAAAAAUAAAAUCAAUUUCUACUCUAGCAAUUAAACGAACAAACAAACAAACAAACGUGACCAGUAGUGACCACAUUUCACGAUUGUGACGAUGAUAAACUAGGUUGGAUGGUGCGAUGACGAUUUGAGCGCGAAAACGGCGGCAAAGAAAAUAGUAAUGCAAAGCAAACAAGUCUUCUUACUAUUGGACGAGAUCCCUAAGACACAUUAGAGGAGAUUCCCAUAUCUCGUAUAUUAAAAUAAUAUAUUUACAUAUAUACACGAGUCCCUGAAACAAGCAGAACAAGCAGAAGAAGCAGUAGGAGGAAAGGGUGUUUGUUACUUUAUUUACAAACUAUUGAAACGAUAUUUGAUUGGAUUUUCUGUUCGCGUGUCCGUCAGGCGUUUUUUGGAGGAUGGUUUUGAGUUUUAGAUAAACAUAUAUAUUGCCUAUAGUUUGGAAAACCUACCUUCAGCCAAAAAAACGAAACGAGUUCGAAGCGGGGAAGCAUUAAGCAUUAAAAUCUAGUGAACUUUAAGAAUUGUACUUAACUAAUCCCUCUAAAAGAAACAAAACAACAAACGCACUACGCACACUUUCUAUACAAUCCAACACGAGGGUGAAAAGGGCGCGAUCGUUUUAAAACACAUCCACAACGUAACAAAAAAAAAACAAACAAAAGCAACUGGCAAAGGGAAAAACUGGAAUAAAGCACCAUUAAAACCGAUUGCGAAUGUAACAGUGAAAGGAAGAGAGAGAAAGAGAGAAGAAAAAAAAAGACAAAUGAACAACAAUUUAAAAAUAUAUAUCUUCACCUUUAAAGCCACAGCAUCUAACAACCAAACAAGCAACAACAAGGAAACAGAGAAUAAGAAAGGGAAAUAGUAAAUCAAAGCGAAUCAACAAACAACAUCCAUUUAUAUAGCUUUUAAUUAAGAAGAAAAAACACACACACACAAUUGGAGCGUGAGCCAAGCUCCAAAUUGUUCCAAAACAACCACAUAGGACCGUGUUUACCAGUGCGAAUAUUAGAUAGGUAUUGGAAUCUUUAAAUGAGCAGCAAGCUCUCUAACAGGAGCGAGUAGGUUAUAAAUUGACCACGUUACAACAAAACUUACAAAAUAUCUACUACUAUUACUACAAUCGUGCGCAACAGUGGAAAAGGGAGUGGAAAGAAAAAAUCAAACAAAUCGGUAAACGCAUUGAUUCCAAAUCAAACACAUUUCGUUUCAUUUGUCCGUCAUUUUUUCGUUGCAGUACAAUCCUAUUAGCAGCGUCUUUUCGGAACUGUAUUAGACGCGCACACUAACUCACUCUCAACUGGGCGCGGUGCACAUAUACUUAUACAUUAGCAAAGGUGUCGAACCCGCUCGCGCACGGUAAAAACACGUACACAAUUGAGCAAACAGUGAAUUGCAAAUAACAAAAAAAAAACACAUAAAACAAGUUUGGGUUGUGAUGGAUGGAACGACACGAGUGUCAUUUGCCUGCGAGUGGAGAUAUAAGAAAGGAAAGAAUUUAUCGAAUUGAGGGGAAUAUGGGCAUAACUUAGCAAAGAGACAUAAGCGAUGGUUAUAAUUAAAUGAUAAAGAAGCAACAAGACAAAACAAAAAAAAACAAUGGUAGCAUACAAUUUUUUGCGUACAGUAUAGUUGUGUCAGCAGGAACUUAACACUAACUAGUGAAGAAAGAGAGGAAGGAAACAAAAAAAAUGGAGAAUAAAACAAGAAUCGGUGAGCGAAAAUAAAUUUAGCACAAACUGGAGGUGUCAUAUAGAGAAGAACACUACAGCAGAAGAAGGUUCUUUUAAAGAUAGAAAGUCUAUUUUUAGUGCAUAUUGUAGCAUGAUUUGAGUGUUUUGAACCGAACCAAUAGAAUGUUCUCUCUCUUCCUCUCUCUCGUUGAGAUGUGUACCAAAGUGGUGGGGACAGGAGAGCAGCAGCAACAACACACUUUUUUCGUAACAAAAAAAACAAGAAGAAAAAAAACAAACAAGAACAAAUAGAUAGCAAUAGGAGUCAAUGGUCGGUCGUCAAAUUGAUAAAUGAAUUGAUUUACUAUGAUAUUAAACCAACAAACAACAAAAAGCAACAACUCUUUAACCUUUAACCAGCAAAAACCUAAGCAAAACAGAAGAAGGGCAAUCGAUAUUAAAACAAACAAAAAGUUUUUCGCAAAUAUGAGAAGAACAAAGUAAUAAAAAAAAACAACUAAAACUGUGUUACCAGUAGUAGAGCGGAAGGGCGGCAGAAGACUUGGAACGGUGGGGCUUACAAAGCGGCAGACACACUCAUACUUACACACAUACACAACAUACAAAUUAAUGAGAACUAGGCGUUUGAUAAACGGCGAACCUACUAACUCUACCGUAAGAAACUUCUACAGCUACUAUUAGUAUUACUAACGCAAGGAAACAAUGCGACAAAAGCGAAAAACAACUCUAUCAUUACUAAACCACUCCAGGCUCGGGUGAUUUACCGCAUUACUAUUAACGAUUCCGAUGCUACCUCUGUACGGGAGGACAAGCACACACACACACAUACACACACGCACACAACACGUGGAACUGAAAUACUGUGAUUUUUUUCAUUUUCUGUGCAUAAAACCAAAAAAAAAACUCCUUUGGACCUAUGUAUUAAAUCCGUUUUAAAGUAAAGGUAGGAAAAAAAACCACCCCUUCUCAAUCUAGGUUGUUUGUUCAACAUUUGCUCAGCUGAAUGGCUCGUUGGUUGUUUUUGGCACUUUGUUGUUGAGUUCGUUAUUAGGAAAAAUUCAUUGAAUUGGGAAACAGAUACUACAGUGAUAGGCAAAAUAGUAUUACCACCAAACAGUUUUUUUUGGUUAUUCAAAUUUUUCACACUUGCUUGGAUCAUGUAACUCGCACUCAGGAUGAGUUAAGGUAGAACACGUCUGUAUCGAGAACUUUAGGAACUUGUUCAACGACAGGAAGAGUGGUUUACGAUAUCCAAAAGCCGGUCAGGUUCUAACAAACAGGUUCAGUGAUACAAAAAUGGUCCAAACGACUAAAGCUUACUGAAAAGAAUGCUGAGAAGCCUGUUGCAGUAUGGCAAAACGGUUUUCUGGACGUCAAUGAAUCAAGUUGUUUGAUUGAAAAAGAGUUUGCGUUAUAUAUGGAAAUGCAUAUGGGAAUGAAUUUAUGUGAAGCGAGGUUAUAAGCGUCAUGAAGUUAGAGUAGAAAUUUCUUACAUCCUGUAAGAAACUAUGGAGGUUUUACCCCAUCCCCCACCUUUAUUGCAGUCAAGUUCAUAUUCCAACAGGACGGUUAGCGAUCCUCAGCAUACUUCCAAUCUGGUUGGAUCCAAUCCCCCGCAUUAAUCACAAUAGGGAAGUAUUGUGCGACCUCCAUGCCAGGAUUAACAAUACUGAUUUUACGUAAAAUACAUUUCAAGCCCUGGAGAACGUUUGUGACGAACCACAGUGAGAGUGAGUCCACAACGUAGGAGGAACUUGAUGUAGAUCAUACUCGAAUGUUUGGAGCAGGUCCUAAACACUAAAAGGAGGAUAAAUAAAAUAGUUUAAUAAUGGUGGUUACUUUAUUUCGCCUACCACUGUAGUUCCUUCUGUAAAGGUGUAAAACCUCGUUAUCGAAAAGCAAGAAGAAAUAAGUAGUCAAGUUUGUAAAGCUGUGUAGCGCGCGUUCGUGGUUGAAAAUUUGGUGCGCAGUUUGGUUCGGUUGAUGGCCACACGCGCAACGUGAUCGACUUUAAAUCCGACAAAACUACAGUGCGCAAUUACAGUAGCGAAAAUUAUUGAUCCUAUUGGGAGGGCAAAAGCUUUGCCGCUUGAUGCGCCCUUUAAAAAAGCAGGUCCACGUACGUGAAACAAAAUGUUGGAGGGGGAUUGGGAAAAUCGUAUGCCAAGCUUUUACACACUUCCCUUUCUUCGGUUUGGUUUUUGGUUACAAUUACACACAGUAGUACAGCUGGUUCCGCCCUGUUUGCGGACACAGCGGUGUGUACUAUUGAAAUUUACGGCGGACUGCCAAAUGAAGGAAUAUGAAACAGCAUUAAGAGAGAAACAAAACCGAGCUAAUGUCGUAGUUUCGAGUAAUGGAAGGGAGUAAGAAAGCAUGGAGAAAUUAUUGAAGAAAAAAAAACAAUGUCGAAGAUUUAUUAAGUAUUAAAGUAAGGAAAAAAAACACAAACACCCACACAAAACAAGACAUAAAACACACAAACGCACAAUGUAAUACAGACGGUAUUGGUUUUGUACGCAAGUGAAACAUACAAAAAACUACACACAAAACCAUUUAAAAAAAUAUUAACUAUUAAUUAAAGGAAAGCAAAAAAACAAAACAAAUCCAACAUAUUAUAUUUAUAAAUGAAACGACACAAUGAAACAAUGUAUGUAAAAUACAUAUUUGCAUGCUGAAACACAUUAAAAAGCAAACCAGCAAGUAGAACGGCAAACCGUUCAGCAAUGAGGUGAAUGAGUAGAACACGACACGAACAAAAAACCACACACAUACAACCAGUGACCAGUGUUGAGAGUCAAAAGCAAAAUGGAGGCAGACAACACAGACACACACUAACGAGAGUACUCGUACUCGUCGUCGUGGCCGCAACAAACGGAUAAGGAUAAGGUGUAUUCAUCUAUCAACGAUAUAUGUUCCGGAUGCGUGAGAGGGUGGUUGUGGGGUACGUGCGCAAGCCAGAAUGGAAGGCACGCAGAUCCACACACAAAGCUAAGAAACUAACAUAAGAAUAUUCAUAAAAUCGAAGGGGACAUUGAAUCAUGCAUACACAACCACAACUCACAUAAAAACAUACCAAAAACACAUAAAAAAAACACAUGUUUAGCACAUUAUAGAUGUAGACGCACGAAUAUAAAUUCAAAUAAUUAAAAAAAACACACACAUAAACACAAGCACACGCAGAAACACAACAAAAUGCUCCCGAAACUCUUAACCCAAAUCGAGAUAGUUCACGCAAACGCAAAACCUGAUGCGUCGUUUCUUUCUUUUGGAACACCCGGUGGUUUCCUUGUCCUUAGGACAAUUUUUAGAUCAGGGAAAAGGGCAGUUAAUCAUAGAAAAAGGACAUCAUGUAGCGCUGUUUGUUUUAUUGUUGUUUUGUUCGAUAUUAGAACAAUGCUGCACAAGGGUUAAGCGAUUCUGUUUGCAUUAACUAAUUUACACAACAUGCAACCAAACCUUUCUAAACAACGAUAAAAACAAACGACAGCCGCAUACACACACACACGCAGGACAUCUACACACGUACACACUAAUAUUGUGAUGCAAAUAUGUGCAUGUCAUUUUUGGGAUGUCGUGCCAUUGUUUAUAACAACAAGCAAAAGUACAGUUCAAUUUAAAACUACUAGAAUUAAGGACAAACACACCCACAAGGACACACAAACACACACACACAAACUAUAUAUACAUAUAUAUAUAACUGCAUUAUUGCAACAAAUAACAGAUUGCAAGAUGAACAAAACUACAUACAACACAUAAAAAACAACAACAAAAAAAGAGAGUGAAAAAUAUAUACCAAACACAACUGUUUGCAAAAAACUAUUAUUUUACAAGUACGAAUAUUGAAGAAGCAAAACAAAAAAAAACACGAAACGGACGCCGACGGCUGGCAAUAACCUAUUAACGAA